This is a messenger RNA of Anarrhichthys ocellatus (wolf-eel), 3466 nucleotides long. RefSeq names its product elongation factor 2. Gene Ontology annotation, cellular component: cytosol; ribonucleoprotein complex. Bases 155 to 2728 code for a protein of 857 amino acids. NCBI's taxonomy places the organism in Eukaryota, Metazoa, Chordata, Actinopteri, Perciformes, Anarhichadidae. Gene Ontology annotation, biological process: translational elongation. The record is from RefSeq and is a predicted model, not a curated record. The transcript has 14 exons. Gene Ontology annotation, molecular function: ribosome binding; GTP binding; GTPase activity.
UGCUGCCGGAGCCUCUGUAUUGAACCGCUACACGGCAUCCGCAGCAGCAACGGCAGCAGCGUCUCUCCUGUCAACACCGGGACUGCCUGUCCUCCGAGGCAGUGUGUUACAGCAAUAAACCGUUGCACGCAAAGACCAACCGUCUGCAGACAAAAUGGUGAACUUCACUGUGGAUCAGAUCCGUGCCAUCAUGGACAAAAAGUCCAACAUCAGGAACAUGUCUGUGAUUGCCCACGUGGAUCAUGGGAAGUCCACUCUGACGGACUCGCUGGUGUCAAAGGCGGGGAUCAUUGCUUCCUCCCGCGCCGGAGAGACGCGCUUUACAGACACGCGCAAAGACGAGCAGGAGCGCUGCAUCACCAUCAAAUCAACGGCCAUCUCUCUGUACUAUGAGCUUGGAGAAAACGACCUGGCGUUUAUCAAGCACGGUAAAGACGGAAACGGCUUCCUCAUCAACCUGAUUGAUUCUCCCGGUCACGUCGACUUCUCCUCUGAGGUCACUGCUGCCCUCAGGGUAACUGACGGAGCCCUGGUAGUGGUGGACUGUGUCUCGGGUGUGUGUGUGCAGACAGAGACCGUGCUGCGGCAGGCAAUCGCUGAGCGCAUCAAGCCGGUCCUGAUGAUGAACAAGAUGGACCGGGCUCUACUUGAGCUGCAGCUGGAGCCAGAGCAGCUUUUCCAGACUUUUCAGCGCAUCGUAGAGAACGUCAACGUCAUUAUCUCCACCUACGGAGAGGAUGAGGGGGGGCCCAUGGGGAACAUCAUGAUUGACCCUGCUAUCGGUACAGUUGGGUUCGGCUCAGGCCUCCAUGGCUGGGCUUUCACCUUGAAGCAGUUCGCUGAGAUGUAUGUGGCGAAGUUCACUUCGAAAGGACAUGCUCUGAGUCCAGCAGCGAGGUGUAAGAAAGUGGAGGACAUGAUGAAGAAACUGUGGGGAGAUAGAUAUUUUGAUCCAAAUGCCGGCAAGUUCAGUAAGACUGCCACCGGUCCUGAUGGCCAGAAACUUCCCCGCACCUUCAGCCAGCUCGUUUUGGACCCCAUCUUUAAGGUUUUUGACGUUAUCAUGAAUUUCAAGAAGGAAGAGACAGCCAAACUAAUUGAGAAGCUGGACGUCAAGCUAGACUCCGAGGACAAGGAGAAAGAGGGGAAGCCUCUGCUGAAGGCUGUGAUGCGCCGUUGGCUGCCUGCUGGGGAGGCCCUGCUCCAGAUGAUCACCAUCCACCUGCCCUCCCCCGUCACUGCACAGAAGUACCGCUGUGAGCUGCUCUAUGAAGGGCCGGGAGACGACGAGGUUGCCAUGGGUAUUAAGAGCUGCGAUCCUAAGGCUCCUCUGAUCAUGUACAUUUCCAAGAUGGUCCCAACCAACGACAAGGGUCGUUUCUAUGCAUUUGGCCGUGUAUUCUCUGGCUGCGUGUCCACUGGCCUGAAAGUGCGUAUCAUGGGGCCAAACUUCACCCCUGGCAAGAAGGAGGACCUUUACUUCAAACCCAUCCAAAGGACCAUUCUGAUGAUGGGCCGGUAUGUGGAGCCCAUAGAAGACGUCCCAUGUGGCAACAUCGUGGGUCUUGUUGGAGUAGACCAGUUCCUGAUUAAGACAGGAACUAUUACCACCUUUGAACAAGCCCACAACAUGAGGGUGAUGAAGUUCAGUGUGAGCCCGGUGGUCAGAGUUGCUGUGGAGGCCAAGAACCCUGCUGACCUGCCCAAGCUGGUGGAGGGACUGAAGCGUCUGGCCAAGUCUGACCCCAUGGUGCAGUGCAUCAUCGAGGAGUCCGGGGAGCACAUCAUCGCUGGAGCGGGAGAGCUGCAUCUGGAGAUCUGCCUGAAGGACCUGGAGGAAGACCACGCCGGCAUUCCACUGAAGAAAUCAGACCCAGUCGUGUCUUACAGAGAGACAGUGAUGGAAGAAUCAGACCAGAUGUGUCUGUCCAAGUCCCCCAACAAGCACAAUCGUCUCUUCAUGAAGUCCCGCCCUUUCCCCGACGGCCUGGCUGAAGAUAUCGAGAAGGGGGAUGUCAGCCAUCGCCAGGAGCUCAAGGCCCGUGCACGUUACCUCGCCGACAAGUACGAGUGGGAGGUGACGGAGGCCAGGAAGAUCUGGUGCUUCGGUCCAGACGGAAGCGGGGCCAACCUGCUGAUAGACAUGACGAAGGGGGUCCAGUACCUCAACGAGAUCAAGGACAGUGUCGUGGCUGGUUUCCAGUGGGCGACUAAAGAGGGUGCUCUGUGUGAGGAGAAUAUGCGCGCAGUUCGCUUUGACAUUCACGACGUGACACUGCACGCAGACGCCAUCCACCGUGGUGGAGGACAGAUUAUUCCCACGGCUCGUAGGGUCCUGUACGCCUGCCAGCUCACUGCUCAGCCACGACUCAUGGAGCCUAUAUACCUGGUGGAGAUACAGUGCCCCGAGCAGGUGGUCGGUGGUAUCUAUGGUGUGUUGAACAGGAAACGAGGUCAUGUGUUUGAGGAAUCCCAAGUGAUUGGCACUCCCAUGUUUGUGGUGAAAGCCUACCUGCCUGUCAACGAGUCCUUUGGGUUCACAGCUGACCUGCGCAGCAACACUGGAGGCCAGGCCUUUCCUCAGUGUGUGUUUGACCACUGGCAGAUUCUUCAGGGAGACCCCAGCGACUCCACCACCAGACCCUUCCAGGUUGUCGCUGAAAUUAGGAAACGCAAAGGUCUGAAAGAGGGCAUUCCUGCUCUCGACAACUACUUGGACAAAUUGUAGACAUUGACCCUGGAUUCUAAAAUACCAAAUCAAUCUCUAAACCCUAACCCCGUGGGCACUUUAAACAUUUUGCACAGGCUUAAAGAUACAUCGCACAAGUUGUUUUUACUUUGAGUCCGGAGCAGAAGCAAAGCUUUAACCUUUAGUUGUAGGCUAGUGGAAGCAGUGAUGCUUUCUUCAUUUCACAGGUACAGUACACCCCAAGUGCCUAGGGCGAGGGUUUUGGGGAACAAUUGGAUAUCAGUUGUAUUCCUUGUUUCUUCUAUUCCUCCACAUCACCCCCCCCCCCCCCCCCCUCUCUCUCAUCUGCCAGGAUGGGCCUGUACAGUGCACUGCAAUAAUGCUGCAAUAAUGCAUAUAUAUAAAGGCCAGAUUAAACAUUGGAAACCACAAUAAAGUGUUACAGAAGUCAAACUUCCUGGAUUGGACCUUUAUUCAGCGGAUGUAAUUAAUAAAAACAUUCAACUCAUGAUGACAUUGUGAUUCUCGAGAUACUGUUGUUUCUGUAGUGGACUUAAUUUGGUAAAUAGCUUCUUUGCUUUUGGCAGUGAAUUAAAUGAGAAGAUCAAUACCAUUCUGACUUUUAUAUGGUGAGUACAGCCUGAGGCUAUAGCAGCAGCCGGUUAACUUAGCGUCGCACAAAGACUGAAAACAGAGAAACCUUCUAAAUCUUCCUAGAAACUAAAUGUUUCUAUGCAGAGUUAAGAAAUAUAUGUUUGGGUCAAAACAUGAAAAAUA